Molecule: messenger RNA, 795 nt
Organism: Penicillium antarcticum
Lineage: Eukaryota; Fungi; Ascomycota; Eurotiomycetes; Eurotiales; Aspergillaceae
Product: glycosyltransferase family protein
Exons: 2
Coding region: 1-795 (264 amino acids)
Biological process (GO): dolichol-linked oligosaccharide biosynthetic process
Cellular component (GO): UDP-N-acetylglucosamine transferase complex
Source: RefSeq, a predicted model, not a curated record
AUGCAGUUCCCUCUUGCAUCUGUGUCCUUCUGGGACCUAGCCCUGUGUCUGUCUGUCGCGAUAGCUGUAUUCGGAUCUCUCAUUGGUCUCGUCAUAUUCCUUUCCCUUGAAAUCGCCCACAACAGCCCUGUACCCAAAUGGCGCCCAAGAGGCUCGCCUAUCCACCUUCUGCUCGUCCUUGGAAGUGGUGGCCAUACAGCUGAAAUGUUCUACAUGCUCGAGAAAACGUAUAUGAAGGAGUUCACAUAUCGGACGUACGUCGUGAGCUCCGGAGAUAACUUCAGCGCUGGCAAGGCCAAGGCGUUCGAGACGCAGAGAGCUUGUCCGGACGACAACUACAACAUUGUGACAGUGCCUCGGGCCCGAAGAGUUCAUCAAUCAUACCUGACAGCACCUUUCACCACGCUCCAAUGCUUCUGGGCUUGUCUUAAUGUCCUCUGUGGGCUUCAUCCAGACCAGCGACUCCCCAAACAAUACGUCACGCCUUACCCUGACUUGAUUCUGACAAACGGUCCAGCUACAGCUGUUUGUAUGGCCCUAGCGGCGAAGCUCAUCCGCCUUUUUCAGUAUGUAUCUGGCUUCAACUCCUUGUUGCGAAGCUCCGCAACACCGCGUGCGUCCCGGCUGCGCAUCAUUCAUUUUGAAUCUUGGGCUCGGGUCAAGAAAUUGAGUAUGUCUGGCGUCCUUCUCUUGCCACUGGCCGACACGUUCCUUGUUCAAUGGCCAGCUCUAGGAGGGCUGCGAGCCUGGUGGGGAAUGAAGAGAACCAAAUACGCAGGGUGGCUUGUGAUUUAG